UCCGUUUUCCAGAAUCUUAAGGAAAAAUUCCGAAAACCAUUGAAGCAGGGAAGAGAAAUAAUGAACUCGGCGCUAAUGCUACGUCGUUUCAUCUGCGUCAACGCUUCCGCAACUCUUUCUUCCGUAUCUCCAUCUCCGAGGAAGAAGCCUCUCAUCUUCUUAGGCUCUCCUCAAGUUUCCGUGACAGUGCUCGAAGCUCUUUUCGACGCAUCUUCCGCACCAAACUCUUCCUUCGAGGUUGCUGGAAUUGUCACACAGCCUCCGGCGAGAAGAGACAGGAGGAGAAAAGUGUUGCCUUCUCCAGUAGCGCAAUACGCUCUUGAAAAGGGCUUACCUUCUGAUCUGAUCCUCUCCCCUGAGAAGGCAGGAGAUGAAGCGUUCUUGUCCACUUUAAGAGAUUUGCAACCUGAGCUUUGUGUUACUGCUGCUUAUGGGAAUAUUUUGCCAACCAAGUUCCUUAAUAUUCCGGUUCACGGGACAGUGAAUAUACAUCCUAGUUUGUUGCCACUCUACCGUGGUGCUGCUCCAGUGCAAAGAGCAUUGCAGGAUGGUGUUCAAGAAACAGGAGUGUCAUUAGCAUUUACGGUGCGGAAGCUAGAUGCAGGGGCAGUGAUUGCCUCUAAGAGGUUACAAGUAGAUGAUCAAAUAAAGGCACCAGAACUACUCUCGUUAUUAUUUUCUGAAGGGUCUAAGCUUCUUAUCCGUGAACUUCCGUUGAUAUUUGACGGGUCAGCAAAAUCAAAAGCAGUUCCUCAAGAUGAUUCUAAAGCUACCUUAGCUCCAAAGAUAGCUCCUGACGAGGCUUGGCUUUCUUUCAACGAGGAAGCUUUUGUUCUACAUAACAAGGUUCGUGCAUUCGCAGGAUGGCCGGGAACACGAGCUAAAGUCUUGGUCCUCGAUGACAAAAGCGGUCAGCAAAACGAGCUAGAGCUUAAGAUCAUCACCACUCGGAUAUGCCAAAGUACAGAAGUUCUGAACGGUGAACAGGAUUAUGUAACUUUCAAGAAAGGUUCAUUGGUGUUUCCCUGUGGAGGAGGCACAGUUUUGGAGGUACUUGAAGUUCAACUUCCUGGUAAGAAAGCAAUCAAUGCGACUUCUUUUUGGAAUGGCUUGAGAGGUCAAAAGCUGAAGAAGCUAUGAAGACAGACUGAAGUUUGAUUGUAAGUGUCAAUUUAGUUUUUGUCACAUUCUAAUUUUACUUAUGACUAAAUCCCCACAUUCUUUGGUGUAAUACUAUUCAUUCUCUACUCCACGGAGAAGACUUUAAAUCUGAAAUAAACAAAUUCUUCAUACUUUUA
Messenger RNA from Raphanus sativus (radish), 1298 nucleotides. RefSeq lists its product as uncharacterized. Lineage: Eukaryota; Viridiplantae; Streptophyta; Magnoliopsida; Brassicales; Brassicaceae. Bases 61 to 1140 code for a protein of 359 amino acids. Gene Ontology annotation, biological process: conversion of methionyl-tRNA to N-formyl-methionyl-tRNA; biosynthetic process. Gene Ontology annotation, molecular function: methionyl-tRNA formyltransferase activity. The record is from RefSeq and is a predicted model, not a curated record. The transcript has 11 exons.